AUGACGUCGAAUGACGAAAAUAAAUUGAUUGAUGAUAAUGAACUAAUGGAUGAUGAAAAGUCAGGUAUUUCAGAAGAAGGAGAUCAACAAUAUUCAGAAAGACCUGGUUUGGCUGGUCCCAUGAACUUGUUGGUUUGCAUUCAGUUCAUUAGAAUUAGUCAUUGCAAGGCAACAAAUAAACCUAACAAUAUUGAUCUUGAUAAUAUAAUAGAAAUUCUUUCAACAAACAAUGCAGAUAUUGAUGAUGAAAUAGAUCGAUUACAAAAAUUAGCUACAGAGUACUUAUUUAAUUUUUAUAUUUGUAUUAUUGAUGAAAAUGAAAAAAGAUUUUACAAUUUGAACGCUACAUCAGUAGAUGAAAAUCAAACAUGGCAUCGUGCUUGUCUCGUAUUCGACAAAUGUAAUCGAAGUUUUUAUGCUUUCCAUGUACGCGAUAAUAACCAUAAAUGUCAAACAAUUUUUCCGACGGAUGAUACACAUAUUUUAAGAUUAUUCGAAGAUACGGUCGAAGUUUAUAAGUGGCCAUAUAACUUUGAUAGAAAAAAAUCAAUAUCUUAUCAGGAUGUAUCGAUGGACGAUACAGAAAAUACUUCAACUCCUCCUCAUAUCAACUACGAUCCAGGUCCGUCUAAAAUUUCAAGAUCAUUUCUAUUAUAG
This is a messenger RNA of Rotaria sp. Silwood2, 657 nucleotides long. NCBI's taxonomy places the organism in Eukaryota, Metazoa, Rotifera, Eurotatoria, Philodinida, Philodinidae. The record is from the annotation of a GenBank genome assembly.